Molecule: messenger RNA, 1026 nt
Organism: Angiostrongylus costaricensis
Lineage: Eukaryota; Metazoa; Nematoda; Chromadorea; Rhabditida; Metastrongylidae
Source: the annotation of a GenBank genome assembly
AUGGUUUGUUCUACGUGUAAUGUAUUUCCAAUGUUUUGUCAGAGCGAUGAUGUCUUCGACGUUCUGGUAAUCGGUGGUGGUGCUACUGGCGCUGGAGUGGCCCUUGACUCUCAGACAAGAGGUUUAAAGACUGCGUUAGUGGAAUUGGACGAUUUUUCGUCGGGUACCUCUUCAAGGAGUACCAAAUUAAUCCAUGGAGGUGUCAGAUACCUACAAGCGGCUAUUAUGAAGGCUGAUCUCGAGCAGUAUCGCAUGGUUAAGGAAGCGUUAUUCGAGCGAGCUAAUUUUCUCGAAAUUGCUCCUCAUUUGAGUGCACCGUUACCAAUUAUGCUACCAAUUUACAAAUUAUGGCAGGUUCCGUAUUACUGGUUAGGGAUCAAAAUGUACGAUUUCGUCUCUGGAAAGCGAAUACUAAGAAAUUCAUUUUAUAUCAACCGAUCAAAAGCAAUGGAGCGGUUUCCAAUGUUGAAAAGCGAAUCGUUGAAAGGAGCGUUAAUAUAUUACGAUGGGUCACAUAAUGACGCACGUAUGAAUCUGGCGAUUGUUUUGACUGCAAUCCGACAUGGAGCAAAGUGUGCUAAUCAUGUGAAGGUUGAGCGUCUACUCAAAGAUGAUCAAGGACAUCUCAAGGGAGCUCAUGUAAAAGACAUGAUAUCUGGUGAAGAAUGGGAUAUCAAAGCGAAAGUGGUCGUUAAUGCGACUGGACCUUCUACAGAUACUGUUCGUCUAAUGGCCGAUCCCCAAACAAAACCGAUUUGUGCACCGAGCUCCGGAGUGCAUAUUGUAUUCCCAUCGAAUACUGGUCUUCUCGAUCCAGCUACAUCAGAUGGACGUGUAAUUUUCUUCUUACCAUGGGAACGAAUGACUAUUGCCGGAACCACGGACGCUCCGUCGGAUGUCACGCUGUCUCCGAUUCCUACGGAUGCUGAUGUAGAAUUUAUUCUUCAGGUGAUUGGAGACGAAUCUUGCUCUCUACAUCGACACAGGGAUUUUCUUCCUUUUCUAGAUGUAUCAGGGAACAGAUGA